Messenger RNA from Trichosporon asahii var. asahii CBS 2479, 1473 nucleotides. Its product is annotated as NBP35 protein. The record is from RefSeq and is a predicted model, not a curated record. Lineage: Eukaryota; Fungi; Basidiomycota; Tremellomycetes; Trichosporonales; Trichosporonaceae. The coding region runs from base 1 to 1473 and encodes 490 amino acids. Gene Ontology annotation, molecular function: ATP-dependent FeS chaperone activity; ATP binding; 4 iron, 4 sulfur cluster binding. Gene Ontology annotation, cellular component: cytosol. Gene Ontology annotation, biological process: iron-sulfur cluster assembly; intrinsic apoptotic signaling pathway. The transcript is spliced from 6 exons.
AUGCUGAGACCAACAAGGCGAUUACUCCAGAGCGCGGCCGAGGGCGCUGCGAGCGCGCCGAAGGCCCGCAAGAGGUACCAGCCGGGAGAGGUGGAUCUCGUUGCUCCACCUGACCCGCUGUCAAACAUUCGACCGAUCAUUUAUGCGACGCCGCUAUACAAGCCGAGCAACUCGCCGUACUCGGCGUCCGAAUUCCCGAUGCUCAAGCCGUCCGAGCAGAAGCUGUACGAGCUGCAGAUGUCGACCAAGAUGCACAAGGAGCGGGUCGACAUGGAGAACCACCGAUUUUGGGCGCAGCGUGACGCACGUUUGGCCGCACUGAACCCCUCUGACCCCCCAACGCCGGAAGACCUUGCUAAGAGGGAAGCGGUGCUCGCGCAGUUCUACCGCGACUGGCAGGUUGGAAAUCGUGCCCGCAUGAUCGCGUGGGUGGAGGAGUGGUGGCGCCAGGUCUGGAUUGGCAUCAAGAUGCAGGCAAAGGUGUACCUCGCGGGCGGCUGGAAGAAGCGCUCAUUACAGGAGCCCCCAAAGGCUGAGAAGCCGACAGAGAAGCCCGCCGAUGCUCCGGAGGACGCCCCCGAGCACUGUCCGGCAGGCAAGGUUGACGCUUGUGAGGGAUGUCCGAAUCAGGCCGUUUGCGCUGCUGGCCCGCCGCCGCCAGACCCCGACAUUCCCCUCAUCGCUGAGCGCCUCUCGCAUGUUGGCAAGAAGAUCCUGGUGUUGUCCGGCAAGGGUGGCGUUGGCAAGUCGACGUUUACCGCCGCGCUAGGCUGGGCGCUGGCGGCGGACACCGAGCUCGAGACGGGAAUCAUGGACGUCGACAUUUGCGGUCCCUCUAUCCCUCUCCUGACCGGACUUGAGGGCGCGCAGAUCCGAACAAGCGCUUCUGGUUGGGAGCCGGCGUACGCCGCCGAGAACCUGGCCGUCAUGUCGAUCGGCUUCCUUCUCCCUUCCGCUUCCGAUGCGGUUAUCUGGCGUGGACCAAAGAAGAACGGUCUCAUCAAGCAGUUCUUGAAGGACGUCUCGUGGGGUGACCUCGACUACCUCGUCGUCGACACGCCACCGGGUACGUCGGACGAGCACCUCAGCAUUGUCGAGUACUUCAAGCAGGGAGGGAUCGACGGCGCCGUGCUGGUGACGACGCCGCAGGAGGUUGCACUCCAGGACGUGCGCAAGGAGAUCGAUUUCUGCAACAAGGUCGGCAUCCCCAUCAUUGGCGUCGUGGAGAACAUGUCGGGAUUCGUUUGCCCGAACUGCAAGGGCGAGAGCCAGAUCUUCCGCCCGACAACGGGCGGCGCCGAGGCUAUGUGCAAGGAACUUGGGCUCGAGCUGCUCGGUCGUAUCCCGCUCGACCCUCGUAUCGGCCAACUCUGCGACAAAGGCGAGAGCUACCUCGACGCCUUCCCCGACUCGCCAGCGACGGAGGCGUACCUCGAUGUGGUAGAGCGGAUCCGCGAGAAGCUCGGUGACUAG